Molecule: messenger RNA, 1550 nt
Organism: Culicoides brevitarsis
Lineage: Eukaryota; Metazoa; Arthropoda; Insecta; Diptera; Ceratopogonidae
Product: hyaluronidase B-like
Exons: 9
Coding region: 245-1444 (399 amino acids)
Biological process (GO): defense response; hyaluronan catabolic process; carbohydrate metabolic process
Molecular function (GO): hyalurononglucosaminidase activity
Source: RefSeq, a predicted model, not a curated record
CGUCGCACAUACGCGCAUAUAUGGAGUAGUAACAGAACAAUUAGUCAGUUGUUCAUUGCACCUCUUCGGAACUAGAAGUUUUUAUGUGGAGUGAAAGAUAAGAAAUUAAAUAAAUUUAUUGCCAGUCAACCAGCCGAAACUCCAAGUUUUCGUUGGUUUUAGACGCGCGUGAAAAGUAAUUUCAGUGGUUUUAGUUUACAUUUACACGUGUGCUUUUGCCGUUGCGUGCGUAUCUUAGGAGAAAAUGUGGUCAAGUGUCGUAAACAUUUCGCACAUAAUGGCGGUAAUGACCACCGCACAUUUAAUUAGUGCUCAACAUCUGAUCAACGCAAACAUUCCCGAUAGUCCGUUGGACGCUGUGAAGGAUUUUGACGAUGAAAGCAGAGCAAUAUUUUCUAAUAACCUCCUUACAUCACGGAACACCAACAAUCAGAACGACUUCAACUUCUACUGGAACAUACCGUCGUUCAUGUGCGCGCAACACAACCAAACAUUCACCGAUAUGACUUCAUCGUACAACAUCGUGCAAAAUAAGGAUGAUAAAUGGCGCGGUGACAAAAUCGUUAUCCUAUAUGAUCCCGGCAAAUUUCCGGCUUUAUUGGAACAUCAAGGACAACUGUAUCGGCGGAAUGGCGGCGUUCCGCAGGAGGGAAAUUUACAAGAGCACAUUGACAUAUUAGCGGAGCAUAUAAAUAAAUUGAUACCGGAUACCGGGUUCUCAGGAAUCGGCGUGAUUGAUUUCGAGUCAUGGCGUCCUAUUUUCCGACAAAACUCAGGAGUUUUGCAGCCAUAUAAAGACUUGUCCAUGAAGUUGGUGCGAAGAGAUCACAAGUUGUGGAAGAAAGAACGAGUUGAACAAGAGGCGACGAAACUUUUUGAAUCAGCUGGACGUAGAUUUGUCGAGGAAACUAUCAAGGUCGCCCAAAUAUUACGUCCGAAAGCAAAAUGGGGCUAUUACGGCUUCCCGUAUUGCUUUAAUAUGAAUGGCGGCGCAAACAUGAAUGAAGACUGUCCCGCCAAUGUAAAAGACGAGAACGACCAAAUAAAAUGGCUGUGGGAUAUUGUCGAUGUAGUUCUUCCUUCCGUCUACUUGAACAACAAAAUUACGGCGGCACAAAGAGUACAAUUUGUCCGUGGUCGUAUGCGGGAAGGUUAUCGUGUCGCAAGAAUGUCGAAACAAACACAAAAGCCACCGGUGCUGGCUUACUUGCGCUACGUCUACACGGACACUCUAAAAUUCAUUAGCAACGACGAUCUCAAAUCGGCAAUCAAGGUAUCGAAAGAGCAAAAAAGCAACGGCAUGAUAUUCUGGGGCAGCUCGUACGACGUCAAAACGCGGGACCAGUGUAGCGACUUCCGAAAAUAUGUCGAUCAUAAUUUGGGUCCCAUCGUGCUGUCGGCAAACAACAAAUCGCCAAAAGUGCUUACGCCAAAUCUAGCAUAACAGUUCCUUCGUUCUUCUUUAUUUCGCGUCAUUAUCGAUGUUAUGAUAGUUGGAUGAGAGAGGAAAAAAAUGUAAUAUAAACCAAAAAUAAAAUAAAUAUUUGCCC